AUUCAUUUGGGGGCUAACUCAGGUUUGCCUGUGUUCCAGGCAAAAAUAUAAAAAAUGGCAAUUUUGUGCAGAAAGAAGCAAUUUUUUUACAGUUUGAUUGUCCUGGAUAGGGUGUUGAAUUUCCUUCAGAUCAUCAUAAGCUGUAGUGUUCUUCACUUGGUUACGCCCCUCACGUACGCUGUAGCCAAUUGCAGCAAACGAAUAUUUGUGAUUGCUGUCCCUUUUUAUUCUUCGUAACCCCGCAACUUCCAUGAAUGUGCUGGGCAUGUUUAUGGCGAUAUUCGGGAUGCUUUACUAUAACAAGGCAAAAGACGCUUAUCCGUGGUUGCUCAAAACGGGACUAAAAGCACGGACGAUUGAGUAAUGGUGAAUUCUACAACUUGCUGCCGAUGUUCAUCCCAACCCCCGGCCUGGAAGUGCUAAAAAUCGUGCCAAAGUUCGCCUCGAUUAAGGCAGAGUUGCAAAAUUUCCAACACUUGAGCCUGAGCGAAUCAAACUGCUUAAACACCGAAGAACUGAUCGCACAAGGCCGGAAAUCUGGUUCUUGGAUUCUUCUGCAGAACUGCCACUAUACGGGCGAGUGGCUGUUUGACCUGGACCAACUGCUGAAGAGCAUGGAUUUUGAAAAUACCUGCGAAAACUUCCGGCUCUUCCUCACCAGUAGUGAUAGUUCAGAGUUUCCUUUGGAGCUGAUCCAGAAUUCCAUCAAAAUCGUUGAAGAGCCGCCGGAUAGUUUAGGAAGAAACUUGCUGCGCAUCUACAACAACCCUCCCUUAAUAGGCUCCUGUUCGCUUUAUGCAACUUUCACACUUUGCUCCAGCAGCGGCGUAAGUUCAGGAACUGGAAUAUGAUUUGGAGGUUUGAGGAGGCAGAUUUUGCGCAUUUAUUGGAGCUUUUGAGGGAGAGUGUUAACGAGCAAAUUUGCCUGUUUGAGAAAGUUUACUUUGUUAUUGGCGAGUGUAUUUACAACGGGCAUUUGGG
Dendroctonus ponderosae (mountain pine beetle) is the source of this 981-nucleotide messenger RNA. Its product is annotated as dynein axonemal heavy chain 12-like. Gene Ontology annotation, cellular component: dynein complex. Gene Ontology annotation, biological process: microtubule-based movement. The record is from RefSeq and is a predicted model, not a curated record. Bases 390 to 851 code for a protein of 153 amino acids. NCBI's taxonomy places the organism in Eukaryota, Metazoa, Arthropoda, Insecta, Coleoptera, Curculionidae. The transcript has 3 exons. Gene Ontology annotation, molecular function: minus-end-directed microtubule motor activity; dynein intermediate chain binding; dynein light intermediate chain binding.